AUGAAUUCUUGUUUAGAUAAUGUAGCAACUGACUUGCAUCCUGAUUUGUUUGAGGUGGCUGUUGAGCCUGUCAUGCUAGGAGACCAUGAUGCUGUAUGCUUCAAUAUAAAGUCCAACUUCUUGAACUUGGGUGUGGAUAAUGCAUGUAAUAGCUUGAAAGCCGUUCAUUGUUCACAGGAUCUGUUGAACCAAAUUUCCGAAGCUGAGCGAAUACGUCUUCUGGAGCUUAUUCAGGUGCUCAAUAAACGUAUUGACGCCCAAAGAAACUCAUUGAAUCAGCAAGAAGAAGAAUUGCGGAACGAGCGUCAAAAAUCAGCCAAGCUUGAAACGAAAGUGGCCAGAUUGGAACUGCUGAGAGUAAACAACAACAGUGCCGAUAAAAUGUACUCAUCAAAACUUUCCAUUGAUGACAACAAUGGAAACUCUCAUAUCAAUGAGAAAAGUCAAGAGAGGAUAGAACUUCUGGAAGAGCAAUGUGCAACUCUGAAGACGAGACUGCGUUGUCUGUCACAGGAGAAAGUGGAAGACGUGCAAUCUCUCACUAAUCUAUUGGAAGAGGCCAAGCUAAAAUUUAUGGAAGCUCUCAAAUCGAGAAGUUCGAGAGAAGUACAAUUUGCUAUACCAUCUUUCUGAUGUGCGAAAUUAAUCUGAAGUCAUUUUUCAUUAUACUGCCAUAAUUUAUGUAUGAUACAUAAAUCAAGAUAAACAUCCAGCUCUAUUUUGAUUUGGUCGUAAUAGCCUAAUUAACGUGUAAUAUUUAGCGUGGAAAUUGUAAAUUACGGUACUGAAUAAAAAUUUAACAUGAAA
Molecule: messenger RNA, 807 nt
Organism: Nilaparvata lugens (brown planthopper)
Lineage: Eukaryota; Metazoa; Arthropoda; Insecta; Hemiptera; Delphacidae
Exons: 4
Coding region: 1-633 (210 amino acids)
Source: RefSeq, a predicted model, not a curated record